Messenger RNA from Lachnellula hyalina, 3468 nucleotides. RefSeq lists its product as uncharacterized. The transcript is spliced from 2 exons. NCBI's taxonomy places the organism in Eukaryota, Fungi, Ascomycota, Leotiomycetes, Helotiales, Lachnaceae. The record is from RefSeq and is a predicted model, not a curated record. The coding region runs from base 1 to 3468 and encodes 1155 amino acids.
AUGGAUCCGAGACAACCACCACAGCAUCCCUUCUCGCGGAAUACUGCAUCUCCCUAUGGACGAACCCCUUUCCCUCCCUCUGCGAAUCAACCGCCAUUCCCUCCAUCCUCUCAUCCUCCAACUGCCGCGCCUACUUAUGCCGAACAUCAACGGCGACCUUCAGAACCUCCAUACUAUACCCCACAACGAAGCUAUGGUCAAGAAGGACCUUCAAUAGGCGGACCAGGUCAUUCGAGACAUCAGAGUGCAUCCUCGAUAGGCGGUCGAAACAUGCCUCCUCCCUCAUCUCCUCAGUCGCAACAUCACAGCUAUGGCCCACCUCCACCGCGAGGACCGCCUGUUUCUGUCGGUCCAGCACCAGCCUUCCCAUCUGGUCGCGAUCUGCCAACCCUCCCCCCAAUAGGUGGACGACUGCAAACUACUGGGAUGUCCAUUUCAUCUAUGCUUGGAGGCCCUCCAUCAACACGUGAACAACCACCGUCACAAUAUGGCUCUCCUAUUGUCACUUCCGCAGGACAGGCCUUCCCUGGCGCAACUCACGCAUCGCCGCGGAUGAGUGCAGCUUCGGAUUAUGCACCAUUUCGAAGACCUCAGACUCCCGAACAUCGACCUUACGAACCGCGAGAUAAUAGGGCAAACUCUGCAGGAUCUCCAUCAGGGAUGGGCACUUACUCUACACCCGAAGCACGAUCAAGAUUUGGAACUCCUGGGCGUCCUCAAGGCAUGCCCAUAGCCGAAGAACGUCGCGAACCAAUUCGCGUACCCAACCCAAAUGCAAUUCCACCUCGACCUAGUAGUCAGCCGAUUUACAAUGCCCCUGGCGCUCCUCCACAGCGUCGAGUCGAAAAUUCUCGAAAUCCACCAUAUCAGGAAGGAAUAUUUGGGAGAAGGCCGGAUAUAGAUCAAAGAUCGCAGCAGGAUGUGCGUCUUGUGGAUCGGGAAAAGGAGAGGGAUCGUCAACUUCUCAUAGACCUGGAAAGGGAGCGAGAACAUCGGGAAAGAGAAAGGGAACGGGAAUUACGGGAAAGAGAUCAACGGGAGAGGGAGCGAGAGCGAGUAGAGCCGGCAUAUCAGAGAGCUGGAUAUGAAGAUAGACAUACUGCGUACGGUUAUGCUGAGAGGGAAAGGCAAGAGCGUGAAAGGGAGAGAGAAGUAGCAAUACAACGGGAACUAGAGAUCAGGGAAAGAGAACUACAGGAGCGGGAAAGAGCUAUAGCUGAACAUGCUGUCCAACAGGACUAUGCACACCAGUUAGCUCAAAGGAAUUACAGCAGACCACCUGAGCCUCGCGAGCAGCCUUCAUGGAUGCGCCCUGAGCCUCCACGACCUUCAUAUGACCAACCCCCAGAACGGCCACCUCCCCAACAAGAGCGGCCUCCGAACGGCUACGAGUACCCAGCUUCAGCCGCCCCUCAAUACCGAGACCACCCAGCUUACACGCCCAGUGAGCCACGAUAUGCGGCCGUACCACAUCCUACUUCCGCACCUCCCCAGCAUAGCGCUGCAAGUGCCCCUCCGUUUGAAACGUAUCUCGAGAGAGAGCAAAGGGCUCAGGCUCAACUGCAUCAGCAGCAGCAGCAGCAGCAGUCUAUUUUUGGUGGGUCGUCUCAAAAUGGACCAUAUCAAGUUCAAGACUCUCCCAGGAGAAGGGACUUGGACGAUUCACAGCAAAUGCAACGGUCACGGAGUUUGCUUGGGGUGCAAGAGAUCAAUCGUAAAGGUCGUGUUUCUCCUCUUCCUCAGGCUGUUCAAGGUGCACAAGGUCAAAUAGGUGGACCAGGCGGUGAGCCAGGGAUUAAGAGUGAAUUUGGCAGGAUGUUUUCAGGGAUUGGGAGUGGUGUUGGUGCUAUGGGAAUUCCAAGCCCAGUUACAGCUGGUCCUCCGCCCCUAUCAUUUUCUGGUCAACUCCAUCGAGAGGAUGUCGAGAAUCUUCCAGGCCAGGAUUCGCCAAUGGAAAAUGGUGGGAAUAAACAGGUCCGAAGCGCAUCUCGGGGCGGCGGAUCAUCAAGGCGGCGAAAGCUGAAAGAAGAGGACAUCGGAGGCGAUGAUAGCAGUACUGGACGUCGUACACCAAGUAUCCGAGGAGGCAAGCGAUCCAAGACUCACCACCAUCACCAUCAUCAUCACCACCACCAUGCAGACAACACCUCCUCGCCUGUUCAAACACCUUUGAAAAACGCUACCAAAGCCUCCUCGGUCAUUCCCUCACCACCAGAUCAGGAAAGCAGAACCCCAAUCCUGCACCACCACCACAUCCCUGCGUCCCGCGUCCCGCAUCAUCAUCAUCAUCACAAGCCUUCCUCCCCGAAACCAACCAUUCCGCUUCCAAUACGCAAAAUUAAGAAUGAUGCCGUACUGGCAUCCGUCGCCGACAAACCGCGUCGACAUCUAGGGCACGCGUAUUAUUCUUCAGAACUCGCGCCCACAUCUUCGAAUUCUGCUUCAAAUGCCAGUGCUCGCGGCUUUGUGGGUACGGCUAACCCUUUACUUAAGUUUAAAGGAAAAGAAAACUGUACCUUUACAGUCAAAAUUGGAGCUAUGUAUUUGCAAGAUACAGCGCGCAGAGAAAUAACACACCGGCGCGCAAUUUGGGGCACAGACAUUUACACCGACGACUCGGAUGUUCUCUGUGCCUGCAUCCAUUCCGGGUACGUGCAGGGUUGUUUCAGCCCAGACAUAGGAGACGAAGUAGGGCUCAAGAUGUUGCUUGGUGAGGACUGCGUGCUGCCGCCGAUUGGGGAAUUGAUAAGUGAACCGCCGAAGACUGGACCGAGUUUGGUGCCCGAGGGGAAAGAGUUGCAUGUCACGGUGCUGAUAUUGCCGGCAUUGCUAGAGUAUAAAGGGAUGCAUCGAUUCGGGGUUAAGAGCCGAGCGUUCGCGGAAGGGGGAAGGGGGCAUGAUGGGGGUAGUUUCAUGGUGACCGGCGUCAAGUGGGUUAGCGGCUCUUCGGCCCAAAACGCAAAACCGAAUUCCAAAAAUAACACCAUUAUGCCCGAGCAGCUUUCUCAACAAGAACUCGAAGAAGAGGCUAUAUUUGCGCGACUCUUUAAUGGUGGUCCUGUGAACGGUUCUGCAGACGUUGAAGUUCCCGAGAGCAACGUCCGCUCGGAAGUGAGAGUUAGUCGAAGCGGUGAUAUUACAGGGAUUGGAAUGGGUAGUUGGUGGAAGAAAGCGGCACGAAUGGAAACGGCGCAAGGUAGAGAAAAGGGCAAGAAUGAUAUAGGAAAUGGCGAUGGCAAUGGGAAAGCGAAAGAGAGGAGUGUGGAUAUCCUUGCUGAGGCUGCUGCUUCUCUCCUUCCUCUCGAGACUACGACAAGUACAAGCAUAACUCCGCAGACUAUCGUUGAAAGGAUUACGGAGACGGUCGUUGAGAAUGACAAUGCGGGCGAGAGUGAUGCUGGUGGGGAUAGGGGUGAGGAGCAUGUGAAGAAGGAGGGAGUGACUGAGAGUGGAAGUGGGGUUGCUUGA